Messenger RNA from Tremella mesenterica DSM 1558, 465 nucleotides. RefSeq lists its product as uncharacterized. The record is from RefSeq and is a predicted model, not a curated record. Lineage: Eukaryota; Fungi; Basidiomycota; Tremellomycetes; Tremellales; Tremellaceae. The transcript has a single exon. The coding region runs from base 1 to 465 and encodes 154 amino acids.
AUGUCAAUUAAUUUUCUAAGCAUCCCCUACCAGUCCACCUCUGAAUCAUUUAUGGUCUGGUCCCCCGCUCCUACUGAUAGAGACAAAACUACCCUUGACACUAUGAGCCAAAGCAGAGAUCUCAUGGAAACCAUAUACUCCAACCUCCUCACAGGUCAUCGGGUCUAUGUAGAACUGUCAGAGAGGCGUUCGGAGAUUGAUGAUCAUAUAAGAUCCGAGGAGAGUAGAGGUGAAGAUAUGAUUUAUCCUUUUGGUAGGACAGACGGUCCCACAACAUACAUAAGGUUCAGAUAUGUGGUACCUACUUUGUAUAACAGGAUCAGUAGUGUUUUCCGCAGAUCAGGAGGGGUAGGAAUAGUGAGGAGAUAUAGGUUGACAGGUUUUGAAGAUAUACGAACAAUGACUAUAAAUUACUUGGAUGCGGAAAUAGUCACUAUUGAGAGCAGGGAGGAGACAUUUGUAUGA